AUGGCACAUCGACAGAAUGGCAUUCACCUAUGCAAUGGCCUUCUACACCAGCAACUUCAUGGCCGUCGUUGGACUAGGAAUACAAGUGAUGAUGUGUGCCCACGGCCUCAUCGUCUUUCUCAACACGCCUACAUGGUGCUAAGCUUCAUCAUCCUACUUCUAUGCUUGAUCCCCACAUGCCUUGACCUCGCAACUGGAUUCGAGGCACUGUACGGCACGGGUUCGGGUAUAGGUUACAUCCGCGCAAGUCUUGCCCGUGGACCUGGCAACGUAAAAGACAUCAUUUCGCAAUUUCUGAUUUACACCUACAUCCUACUAGCCGACGCGCUUUUGCUUUGGAGAUGCUAUAUCAUCUGGAGCGACGUUGGAAUCCAGGUUCUAGUUCUACCAUUACUCUUGUUCCUCAGCGUUGUGGGCCUCUCCAUACUCAUCCUCGCCCGCAUCACAACAGGUGCAAUAUGGAACACCACCAACCACGCUUGUAUCCCCGCAUACACCCUCCUAACAGUCUCCUUCAACGUAACCGCCACAUCCCUCAUCGCCUACAGGUCGGCGAAUGAGUGUGUACAAAUCAGCCGCGAGGAUCCUAAUCGAAUCUGCUCUUACUUUGACGAUAUGCGGCUUAGAAGUUAG
Messenger RNA from Coprinopsis cinerea okayama7#130, 633 nucleotides. RefSeq lists its product as hypothetical. Bases 1 to 633 code for a protein of 210 amino acids. The transcript has 4 exons. The record is from RefSeq and is a predicted model, not a curated record. Lineage: Eukaryota; Fungi; Basidiomycota; Agaricomycetes; Agaricales; Psathyrellaceae.